Molecule: messenger RNA, 1026 nt
Organism: Lemur catta (Ring-tailed lemur)
Lineage: Eukaryota; Metazoa; Chordata; Mammalia; Primates; Lemuridae
Gene: MED10
Product: mediator complex subunit 10
Exons: 4
Coding region: 76-483 (135 amino acids)
Biological process (GO): positive regulation of transcription by RNA polymerase II
Cellular component (GO): chromatin; mediator complex
Molecular function (GO): transcription coregulator activity
Source: RefSeq, a predicted model, not a curated record
GUAGGAAGUGCGAGAGCAGAGCUGAGCCUGUGGUGGAGCUGGUGGUGGCUGUGCGGCGCGCGGCAGGCUGGGGCGAUGGCCGAGAAGUUUGACCACCUGGAGGAGCACUUGGAGAAGUUCGUGGAGAACAUUCGGCAGCUCGGCAUCAUCGUCAGUGAUUUCCAGCCUAGCAGCCAGGCCGGGCUCAACCAGAAACUGAAUUUUAUUGUUACUGGCUUACAGGAUAUUGAUAAGUGUAGACAGCAACUUCAUGAUGUCACUGUACCUUUAGAAGUGUUUGAAUAUAUAGAUCAAGGUCGAAACCCCCAACUCUACACCAAAGAGUGCCUGGAGAGGGCCCUCGCUAAGAAUGAGCAAGUGAAAGGCAAGAUCGACACGAUGAAGAAAUUUAAAAGCUUGUUGAUUCAAGAGCUUUCUAAAGUAUUCCCGGAAGACAUGGCGAAGUAUCGAAGCAUCCGGGGGGAGGAUCACCCGCCCUCCUAACUGCUCACCCUCUGUGAAGAUCCCGCCGAGUCCUCUGUGAGUCGCCGUGACCAUGAGUGCCGACGCUGCCUUCCUGCUGACCCGGGACGGGGCUGGACCCGUCCCUCAGCCCCUCUGUCCUGUCGUUUGACCUGGGGAUGGCAGGGCUGGAGGAGGAGCAGGAGCUGUGCCCCACUGACCCGGCUGUGUGCCUGUCGUUGUCCAGCCUUCAGACUGGUGACUCCGGACACUGGGACUGUCCCUCCCAUUCUCGGGGCAGGCAGGGCAGGAAAACGGUCUUGGAAUAGCUAGAUUGAUUGGUAAAUUAAAAAUUUUACCUAAUGUUUUUCAUUUUAUGUACUCUUUCUGUUCCAUUUUAUUAUGGUGUGAGAAAGCUAUAAAAAAUAGGAAAAGUUAAAAAGAAAAAUUGGUUUAAUGUGGGAAUUACUUAAGUUGGUUUUGUAUUGUACAUUUUCAGAUAUAGUGCAUAAAGGAUGGGUUAAAUGUAACUGCUUUCAUGGACAUACGCAUGUAAUAAACUAAGUAUGUGGCUUUUUCAUGUAA